CAAGCUAUUUAAUUAAUUCACCUUGGAAUAAUCCCAGAACAAUGUUAGAUCUCGGUGAAAGAAAAACCAAGCACUAAUCAAAAUAACAAAUAUAUAAGUGUUAAAUUAAAUAGAGAUCAAACGACGCGAAUAUACUAGGCUCUAGGUCUCAACAUGACGAGUAAUUUUAGUGGUGCCCUUCAGUUAACUGACUUGGAUGAUUUUAUUACACCUUCGCAGGUAGACCUUAGUCCUGGAUAUCUAGGCACCGAUAGUAAUCGGAUAGUAUUAGUAAUUUUAGUAUUGUUUAAAAUUAACGCUUCAGUAUUCCCGGACAUUUCCGGCUCUGGGCAAUCCUCCGAAGUCCGGUCCCUAUUUAGUAUUUAUUUGGUAUGAAAAAAAUUGCAAUGCACAGUGUGUAUUGUUAGAAAACAGCAGAAAUGUCAGUCAUAGCUUUUGCAAAUAACUGUCACUUUACAAACCAGUCAGUAAAUACUAAAACUAAAUGUUGACGUUAUCAUUGGCCAUUGGCACAUGUCACAUAGCAUUUGCAAAUAGCAGCUGAAAACGUUCUGACUGGUGACUGUUGCGCCACUUAAAGGCCCCCAAGUAGCUGGCGGGCAGAUUGGAACUAGCAGGCCUACCACUCUGAUAGCGGAGUUUACGUUUUGCUUGCAUCCAAAGUCCUUCAAUAUUUUCUGUGUGAAUGUCCUGGUCUACUGGAUGAACAAAUUCACGCGCAUGCACAAUGACAGUAUGAGCAUAAAUCCUGUUGUUGAGCUGACCGACAUUUUGAUAUCCUUGCCAAGCAUCUGUGACGAUAGUUGUCCCUUGUAACACAUGAUUAGUAAUAAUGCGCUCGGGGGUUUGUGCAUCUCGACGGCCGACAACCUCCAUCCAACAUGGUCCACUAACGCAAACAUGAAUUUCAAAACAGAAUGAUGCCCAAGACUUUUAAGUAAGGAUUAAUCAUUGGAAAUAAUUUGGGACCGGACUUCGGAGGAUUGCCUGGCUCUGUCACCACGAUUCUGAGUCAACCCUGUCUGGCCUCUGAAUCAUCAAUGCUUUAACUCUAAGUCUAAAUAAUAAUUAUUAGAAUUUAACAAUUCUAUUCCAUGCCAUAACAUAGCCCAAGAAUAAAGAGCUUGAACAGAACUUAUUUUAAAAUUUGAUGUUUGGGGAACCAGGACAGAAGAGAGAGGAAAAAAAAAAAUGAGGACUGAUCGGACUGACUCUUUCAACUUUGUUGAGUCACUGUGAGCGUCUGCCUGUGUUUCUAUUUCUAUAAUACUCUUCUAUGAGUUAUAGGUAAAUUAAGUUUCAAGAAAAACUGACAUUGUGGUCCGUGGUCAGUAUCUGGCUAGCUGAUCAAUAGCAUUAUCAUUAUUACUAUUAGUCAGAAUCAGAGAUGUAAGUGAAAGUGUAGUAAGUGUAUUUAGGUGUUUCAAUAAUAUUAUGAAAUUAUGGGUAUUAAUACUUACUUCUUAGCCUUUCUCACUUCCAUUUGAAUUAUAGGCCAUCCACAAUACUUUUCCAUCUAUCCCUAUCCUGAGCUUUCUUUGCUAGUUCAGCCCAACUUUUCUUCAUUCUGUUCACUUCUGCCUCUAAUCCUUUUUCCAUGUCGCUCUUGGUCUUCAUCUUUUCCUCAUACUCAUACGGUACCUUAAGGAUUCCAAUUCAGGGCCUGUCUUGCUAUGUUAGUGUUUGGUUUCCUUAUUGUGUGCCCUAUCCAUCUCCAUUUUCUCUUUUGUAUUUCCAUUUCCAAUGGAACACUUGAUGUUCUCUCCCAAAGUGGGACAGUGUUACAAAUUUUUGUCAAAACAUCUUAUUUUGAGGAUUUUGUCUGUUUAUAAAAACCUGCAGUUUUUUAAUGUUUGUUUUUGUUGUUCUCCAAGUUUCACAGCCAUAGAAGUGCCUUGAGAUUUGAAUUGAAUAUUUAUAACUUUUUUUGUCAGUGUUUCCCUUGAGUUCCAGAUGUUUUGCAGGGCAUUGUUGCUCCUUUUGGACACUAGGCUUUAUGUCCUCAACUGUCCCCACAUUUUAAUUUAUGAUGUUUCCAGGUACCGGGUAUGUAAAAGUUUCAAUUUCUUCAAGAGAUGCUCCUCUCAAGUUAAUCCCUAUGCCUAUGCCCCCAUUAUCCACUGCAUUUUUUCUUAAGACUUAAGAUCUUGGUUUUCUCUAUAAUAUAUUAAAAUAUAAGUCCAACUUACUGGGAUACAGAGUCAAGUUUUGUUGUUUUUCUCCUGCAUUUGUUUAUGGUUAUGUGAUAAAAGUGCUAUGUCAUAGGACCCAGAAUGAUCAAUAGAUUGAUCGUGGGCCCUCAAAAUAUGAAGAAGAAUAAGAUCUGCAAAAUACAAAUCCUCCAACUGUCUGAUAGUUGUCCACUGGAUUCCAUUUUUCUCAUCCUGUGUUGUUACUCUCAUGAUCCAGUCAAUGGAUAAAAGGAAGAGGAAUGUUGAGAGCAGACAUCCCUGUCAAACUCCAGAUACUAUCAUAAAUGGGUUUGUGAGUUCACCUUCAUGUAAAACCCUGCAAUUCUUAUCUGUGUAUGUGUUCUGUAUUGAGCUAGUAAGCUUUUGAGGGAUACCAUUAAUUUCUUAGUACUUUCCAGAGUGAUUUGAUGUACCUAGUCUUAGUAAAUUAUUUCUAUAUAUACAUACUCAACAUACUUAUUCAAACUCAUAGACACUAUGGCUACUGGCAGUACUGGGUAACCAGCUGGGCAUAAUAAGUUGGAUUGUAUUUUUAAAACAGUACAACUUGAGUUUUUACUGAUUAGAAAAAAAUAUCAAACGUUUGUGGGGUGUAAAAAAAUAUAUAUUUUUUGAUACCGGGGUACUGUCUCCCUUGAGCUAAUAAAGGACGAUUAAAAAGUCACUGUCAAGUCAUGAUUUUGUGAUGAGAGAAAAGAAAGUCAUCACUUAUCACUUUCUUUCAACUGCACAAAACACAUAUUAAAAAAAAAUCCCAAAAGACCCAAAAUAUUUUGUUUUGAUAAGCAAUCAUCUCCAAUGUUUUGUUUCAGGAGUGUAUUAAGCCUGUAAAGAUUGAAAGAAAGUCUGGGAAAGUUGGAAAAAUUCGUAUUGAAGACGAUGGCAGCUAUACAGAAAUAUCUCAGGUGAUAAUUUUGUAAAAGUCUUUUAAACUAAAAAAGGCUAGAAAAUGUCUUAGCAUUUGUCACAAAAUUAAUACAUUAUUCACUCUACCAAUAUCUACUCUUUUUUAAAACUUUGAUAGGGUUGCCAAAAAAUAGUGGACAAACGGGGGUGGGGGUUUAAGUAGUAAAAAAAUAACCUAAUAUUACUUACAUGGUGAUUUAAUAAGAGCACAGCAAAAUAGUAUUUACAUAAAAACAAUGAUUAACUUUUAUGUUUAUAAUGCUGCAACAAAAUCUUUGCUUUGACAAAUUUACGCUCUACAUAUUGAGGCUAGUACUCAUUGAACCUCAAAUGAUGAUAUGUUAUUGAGUGUUCCAAGUUUCAAAUUCCAAAACAUGCCUAUCCAACUAAGAAAAAAGUAUAAUAUAAAAAUAAUAGGUAAAUGCGAGUUAAGAAAAAUAGUAUGUAAAUAAUUUUAUCUACUUUUAUUAAAUGUCUUGUGAAACAAUUGAGUAUCAUAGUAUGAUUAAUAAUUUAUUUUUUUUUUUAAUCGAGCUCAAUGGUUAGUAAAUCUUUGUCUCAUUCUAACUAUUAAAAAAAACAAACAUGCUAUUCUCCUAUCCUUAUUCUCUAAGACUGUACAGCCUUUGAUUACGUACCAUUUCGUCAUAAAACUUUUGAAUUAAAAAAAUGUCCACUAUUUUGUGAAAAAAAAUAGAAAAAUAGAAAUAGAAAAAAAAUAGAACAUAUUGUGAAAACGCGGACUGUCCGCUCAAAUAGUGGACACCUGGCAACCUUAAACUUUGCCUAUGAGCUUUAUACUUUAAAAAUUUUUACUUAAAAAAAUGAUUAAACUGAAGAUUAUCAUUUGACAUUUUUUCCAUUGCAUAUCCAAUGAUUUUUGUUACCAGUACCAGUAUUUAAAACUUAUUUUAAAAACGAGCAAUUCAAUAAUAAACUACUGACGUGUUUAUUUUAUCAGGAAGGUGUAGAAACUCGUUUGGAGAAGGCAAAGAUAACUCUGAAUGACUGCCUGGCUUGCAGUGGGUGCAUUACUUCUGCAGAAAGUGUUUUAAUCACUCAACAAAGUCAAGAGGAACUGUACAGGGUACUUGGUGAAAAUUCAACAUACAGAGAGGUGUGUUCUCCUCAUUUCAAACUCAGUAGUAACAUCAUUAUCAUCUUUUACCUUUGAGGAAUACUAUUUCUAAACUGAACCUUCAAUUUCCAGUCAUGUGAUUAUCUAUCUCCAAUUAGAUGAAAAAAUUUAUUGAAGACAAAUGGGAGAGGGGGGUAGGAUUAAGACCCAGAACCUGCCUUGAAGACAUGAUUUACCACGAUGCCCACCAGAUGAGGCCAGCCGCCACAAUAUUAGCCAGGGCUAUAAGAGAUUAAUCUCAGCCCAAAAAGAGGAUAUAACAUUGAAGACAAAUCAUUUUGCUCUUGAAUAUUCUCUCUUAAGACUUUCAUAUAUUUUUGUUUAGAUGGAACAGAUAAAUAACUAUUACCGGAUUUAACUUGUUUGAACACUUGUUUUACAGGUUGAUGAAAAAGAUAAGGAAAAGCUUGUGGUUGUUUCUAUUUCACCACAAGCCCAGGCAUCUCUAGCUGCCAAAUAUAAGUUAUCUGCAGAUGCAGCUGCCAAAAAAUUGACUUCUUUUUUUAAGCGUCUGGGUGAGUGCUUUUUGUUUUUUCUUCUUUACUGGCUUUUAACUUAAUCCACUCCUGACUGAAGUGCUGAUGAGUUCCCACUGAAUUUCCAAAAUGUUGCUGCAUACAGCCUAUUUUGUAUUUGCUAGUUCAGAGCAGCAAGCAAGCUCAUUCCCAUAUAAGCUGAGAAGAUGAAAAUGGUUCCAUAUACCGAUGUAGACGGUAUUGAAGUUGAUGCAGACAAUAAUAAUGAUGAUCUCUUGGGUGGAGAUAACUCUAAUUCAGACUUAAAAAUUCAAACUAGUACAUUGGGAAUCGAUGUCAAUGGUGGUGGGAUGGCUGCUGUAAUGGCCAUGAAUUUGGGAUAAUGUACCAAUGUUUAAAUUUAGAUAUUAUAAUUUGAAGUAUACAAAUUUCUUUUGAUUCUGUUUUUGUGAUUAUUCACUUUCAUUAAUUUUUUAUGCCUUGUAAAAAAAUUAAACAACACUAGAUUUUCAAUUUUUAUAUGUUAUUUCUUUUUACUAAAUUAAAUACACAUGUUAGGAAUAGGAGUUAUGGCCCAUUAGGCAGAUGUGUUGGUUUAAAUCAAAAGUAAGUUGGGCAGAAAUGGUUAAAAGUACAGAAUCAUAUUGGCAUAAAAUGUACAUCUUAAUCCAUCUAAAAAAAAAAUUAAAAAUUGUUGUAAAAAUAGCAAUAAUCAUUGUUUGUUUAUUGUCUUAUUUUUUAUAGGUGUGCAUCAUGUUUUCGAUACCUCAUUUGCCCGUAAUUUUAGUCUUAUUGAGAGUUGUCAUGAGUUUAUUCGUCGAUACAAUGCAUCAGAAACAGAGAAGUCCUCUCUUCCAAUGCUUAGUUCGGCAUGCCCAGGUUUGAUUCAAGUUAAAUAGUUUGUAAGGAUUUAUAUAAUUUUCGAUAGCUUUUAAUAACUUUUAAACAUUUUUAAAAAUUUACCCUAGUUAUUUUGUCUGUAUUUGAGUAUUUGAUCCUUCUCAAUUAUUUAAUAUUUUAAUCAUUUCAUUUCUUUCACUACCAGGUUGGAUUUGCUAUGCAGAAAAAACCCAUGGCUCCUAUAUUCUCCCUUACAUAAGCUCCACCAAAUCUCCUCAACAAAUAAUGGGUUCAUUGGUGAAAGAUUAUCUUGGUAAAAAGCUAAACAAAACUCCUGACUCUAUCUACCAUGUAACUGUGAUGCCCUGUUUUGACAAGAAACUCGAAGCAUCAAGAGCAGAUUUCUUUCAAGAAGUCUAUCAGACAAGAGAUGUGGAUUGUGUCAUUACAUCUGGUAUGAUUUUAGAAAAUCAAGUAUUUUCUUAACAGUACUUUCCAGUACUUUCAAUAUGUAAAAAAAAAAUUAUUUUGUUCUGAAUUUAUCUUUAUCAAGAUAACAUUUUUUUGUUUAUCAAUCCUUUUUACAGCUUUGAUUAAUUAUUUCUCAUAAACUGCAUAGGGUUUUCCAUCAUUAUUUGCUACAUACCAGUACUGAGGCAGCUCAGACAUUCGUUAUUUAGUUUUGGGUAUCCUCUUUAUGUUCACUAACUGUGUUUUUUCUGUAGGGAUUCUACUUUCUCAAGUUGCUUAUAAUCCUGUCUCAUAGAAUACUGAUUUUGAAAGGCGGGGAAUGUCAUCCACUUUUCCGAAAUAUGCAAAUUAUAUUUUUCUUCACCAAUCCGUAUUUCAACCCAAGAACUGUGUGUUAUUUUUCUAUACUGUGCGGGCAAUUUACAGCUUUUUGGGUGCCUUUGAAAAAGGUGAUUUUUUUUACAUGCAAAUACUAUAGCUAGACCCCAUAAAGCAUAUAUUUAUUGAAAUUAUUGAGUGGGGAAUCAUAAUUGCUAUUUUGUUAAUGCUAUUUUAUACUCUGUGACCUUUUCCUUGACCUUGGAGUGGCCAAGAAUAAAGAAAAUAAUGAAAAGUUUUAUUUGCAAGUACCCCAAACUACAAUUUUUAAAAGGCAUAUUAUAAUGUUUAUAUACCGUAAUAUGAUAGCAAUUUUAUUUAUCUUUCAGAAAAUGUAUUAUUUGAAGGCCUGUAUGUUUUAAGCAUUAAUAGAUGAUACCUAAUUAUUACAUUCAAGUAACCAAGCAGGACAUAAACAAUAUAAACAUUACUAAAUAGCAAGAAAUAGAUAAAAUUUAAAAAGCUGCUAGGUAUAUAAAUAUUUAAUCCAUAAAAUGAAAUAUAAGAAAACAUAUAUAGAGGAAUAUCCAAUUAUUUUUUGUGGGUACAAAAUCAUCUGCAACAUAGUUUUGAACCAGUCUUGUUGUUGCGGCAAGCCUACUCGUUCUAGGCCUAGGUCUAAAUUGUCUGAACUUUUGUUUUCUGACCCACUAGAAAAAUAUUCGGAAUUAUCAUUGGCUUUGUGUGGGGUCGGAAAAUCACCUUCUGAAUCACUUAAUUCAUUAAAAAAGAAUUAUCAAAAAGAUUCCUAACUGAUUUAUUUUGUACGUCAAAUAGUCCAGCUAUGGCCUCAUCCAUUUUGCGAAAAUCUACUUACACAAAUUUGCUUGAUAAAGAUCAUUGUAAAAAAUAACUCCAAAGUUUAAAAAAAGGACACAGAAGAGAGAAAAACAGAAGUUUAUUUAUUAUUAAAAGUAAGUAGUGUUAUUUAGUGUAAAAUAUUAGACUGGAAGUUGUUCUUGCAAGUAAUUUUUAUCUACCGAUUCUUUUAACCGACACAGUACAGGAAGAGGAAAUCGGCCGAACACAGUUCGUGGGUUAAUUUUAAAAAUCCUAAAAACUAGUUUUUAACUGAAGAAAUCUUUUCAUUGAGUGUUGAAUAAUGCAUUUCCCUUUUUGCAUUGUAAGAUUACACAAAAGGGUGUUAUAAAAAAAAUUAUUUGAAUUCUCAAGAAGAAACCAUAACAGUUUUGGAUGGGAUUUAUUUUAUUGCAGGUGAAGUUGAAAAGAUGCUAGAAAAAGAAGGUAUCUCUUUGGCAGAUGUUGAUGAAGUCAAUGUGGAAUCAAUGUAAGGAAAUUAAUAAAUUAUAUUUAAUCUUGUUAGCAGGUUCUACAUUUGUCAGGCUUUUCCCAUCCAAAACUAAGGGGCUCUGCUUAUGAAUGAACAACUUGGCUUAAGAACAAGCAUGUAUAUUUAAACAAAUUUCCUAUUGGCAGUACCAUUUUAUUUUUAUCUAUAAUAAACUAAUUCCAAGUAAGAUAUCCAAAAAAUUCAAAGAUUACCAAUUAUCUUUGAGUUCAUUACCCUAACAAGAUUAAUAGUUAGUAGAUUUUAAAUUAAUUUUGAAGUUCAGGAUAACAUUGUAAUCUUAACAGUAGAGACCGACUGAAUUUUGGUUUCGGCGCCGAAGGCUGCCAUUUUAUCAAUUUUCGGCCAAGUUUUGGUUUCGGGCAAAACUGAAAAGUUAACUUUCAGCUUAAUUUCGGUUUCGGCCGAAAGAGAAAAGUUAACUUCCUUUUUUUUUUGGUUUCGGCCAAAAUUGAUUUAGACUUUCGGCCAUCCGGCGGAAAGUGACUGAGGUUUUCGGUCAUCUCAGCGAAAGCGAUAUUUAAAAACAAACUAAGGGACAUUUAAAAACAAAAUAAACGAUCUUUAAGAAAAAAUUAAGCGAUCUUUAAGAACAAACCAAAAGAUCUUUAAAAACAAAUAAAGGGAGCUUUAAAAGCAAAUAAUGUGAUCUUUAAGAACAAAUUAAGCAAUCUUUGAGAACAAACUAAACGAUAUUCAACAACAAACUAAGCGACAUUUAGGAAUAGUUCGUUCUUAAAUGUUGCUUAGUUUGUUGUUGAAUAUCAAAACAAUCUAAGCGAUCUUUAAUAACAAACUAAACGAUCUUAAAGAAAAAACUAAACGAUUUUUAAGAACGAACUAAAUGAUCUUUAAGAACAAAACAAAUGAUCUCUAAUAGUAAACUAAAUGAUUUAUAAGAAUAAACUAAGCGAUCUUUAACAGAAAACUAAAUGUUCUUUAUGAAGAAACUGAACGAUUUUUAAGAACAAACUAAUCCAUCUUAAGGAACAAAAUCAAUUAUCUUUAAGAACAAACUAAGCGAUCUUUAUGAAAAAACUAAGCGAUCUUCAACAACAAAAUAAGAAAUCUUUAAGAACAAACUAAAAGAUUUUUAAUAACAAGCUAAAAGAUCUAUAAAAACAAACUAAAUGAUCAUUAAGAACAAACUGAAUGAUGUUUAAGAACAACUAAGGGAAAUUUAAGAACAAACUAAGCGAUCUUUAUGAUCAAACUAAACAAUCUUUUAAUAACACAAACUAAGCGAUCUUUACAAAAAACUUAGCGAUAUUUUUUUAUCAAACUAAAUGAUCUUUAAGAACAAACUAAAAGAUCUUUAAACAAAAACUAAGCCAUCUUUAAGAACAAACUAAGCGAUCUUUAAGAACAAAUUAAACGAUUUUUAAAAACAAACUAAGCCAUCUUUGAAGACAUCUGAAAGAAAAGAUGGAGAUGGAUUGGACAUUCUCUCCGAAAAAAUCCCGAUAGCAUCACCAGACAAUUCCGAACAUGGAAUCCUCAGGUAAAAGAAAGAGAGGAAGGCCAAAGAAUACAAGGAGACGCGAGCUAGAGGCAGACAUGCAAAAUAUGGGAUACACCUUGAAACAACUGGAAAGGAAAGCACAGGACCGUGAUGAAUGGAGAAUUCUUGUGGAUGGCCUAUGCCCCAGACUGGGUAAAAAGGCAUUAGAAGAAGAUUUCGAAAGUGACCAAACUGACAGGCUCGGAAUUUCCCUCACUCGUAAACACCAGCGGCAAUUUUAAUAUGGAUCCUUUGAUAAUGUAUCAGAUUUCUACGAUUUACACAAUUAUGGUUGUGCAUUACCUGCUAACUUACUUUUAAAACUUUUCUCAAAGUCGCACUCGUUCCAUGUUUGUCUCAUAAAAAGCUAUAAAAUAAAAAAUGUUAUUACAAUUUUACAACGGUUCUUACCAUUAUAAUCAUCAUACAAAAAUGUAUAGUAAAAUUUAAAAGAAUUAGAAUUAGACUAGUUGGUGAGAUUCGACUGAAACCGUCGCGGAGAGUCACGUUACAGUUACGAGAAUGGGGGAAACCCGCCAGCGCAUUAGCAUUAAACUUUUCUGUCAUACAGCGGGAUGCAAAAUAUCGUCUUGCGGGUCAAAAAUGAAGACAAAAUAUGUAUCUUUUAAGACCUCCCCUAAGGUUUGCACUAGCUUUGGGUUCAGAAACAUUUAAAACACUACAGAGUCAGAGAAAUUAAUUAUUUUUUUUAACCCUAAUGGGAUAUUGCUGCAUUUUUUUAUUUUCAUCUUAUUGUGUCAAAAGUGGUGAACCAGUUAAAAGUUACAUCAAUCCACUAGUAUUACUGCCAUAAUAGCAUGACACUACUUGGCCUUAAAAUUUUUUAAUUUACCGUUAGUGUUAAUGGAUCAAAUGAUGACCCGCUGUGCAGUCAUCGAGGAGGUGGAUCAGGUGGCUACUUAGAGCAUGUUGCCAGGUUUGCUGCUGCCACAAUUCUUGAAACACAAGUGGAGAAUCUGUCUUAUAAAGUUUUAAGGUAUGUCUUGAGACCAGUACCGAUAUACCAUUUUUUGAAGUUACUGGCACCAGUCAUGAUUUUUUCCUUUCAUACCAUGCCCUACUGGAAUGGUUUCAUGACUAUUGAGGAUAUAUCUGUCAAGUUUUCAUUUAUAGCAAUACUGCAGUCAAAAGAUAAUUAUGAAAAGCAUUUAAUUUACUUAAAUUAUACAUUAUUUUAAACCAUUGGGAUCAUUGAAUUUGGUCAUUUUUUAAAAUUAAUAGAAAGUUUGAAUUUUCUGUCUUGAUAUUAUUUUAAGAAAUUUAAUUUAUACUUUAAUUUCCCUCACAGAAAUCAAGACUUUCAAGAGGUAACCAUCGAAACUGAAGGCAAACCUCCCUUAAGGUUUGCAUUAGCUUAUGGUUUUAGAAAUAUUCAAAACAUUGUUCAGAGAAUAAAGCGUGGCAAGUGCAGUUAUCAUUAUGUAGAGAUCAUGGCCUGCCCUUCAGCUUGCAACAACGGUGGUGGUCAAAUCCGAGCAACUGGAGAGGAAAGUCAAAAAGAAAGGCUGCAAGCAGUUGAAGAAAUUUACAGAAGCGUGAAUACAGUUGACCCAUUCCAGCACCAGCAGAUAGAAACUAUGUAUGAAAACUGGUUGGGUGGCAAGGGCUCUGCCAAAGCUCUACAAAUGCUUCACACAAAAUAUCAUGAGAUAGAAAAAUCUACAAAUGCCCUAAACAUAAAGUGGUAAUGCUGGUGCUGAUGUUUUAUGUUUUUAGGAAAAGGGGGAACGGCAAGAUAUUUUUGUAACAAUUUUAAAUAUUAUAAAGGUAUGUAAUAUAAUUUGUAAGAACUUCCAUAGACACUACUGCACUUCCAGUUAUUUAAUCCGGCUGUGAUUGUGAAUAUUUGUUAACCUAAAAAAUGUUAUGUAAUUAGUAACAGUAGCAUUAUUAUUGGGAUUAAUAUCCCCCUCUCCUCCCAAGUAAAUUAAUAAAAUUUGGCAUCUUCUAUGUCAUUCAAUUAAUUUUACACUUUUGUUAUGGACAUUUAUUGAUUAAUGUCAUUUCAAGUAAACAGACCUGUUUACCCCGAAACUCUUAAAAUCGUACAAUAUCACCACAAAAUCGUUCAACACAUUAUCUUAAUAGUAAAAAAAAAACACAGUGCAUACACCUCAAAAUCGUACAUUGUACGCCAAAAUCGUAAGAGUAAACAGGUCUGAGUAAAGAAACAUUAAAACAUACUUUUGAUAUUUCACAAAGGACUUGUUUCUAGAUAUUAAGUUUGACACAUAAUUUUCUUUAUCUGAAUAUGAAAUACUUUGUAAAAAAAAUCACUCUUCUAAUGGAAUGUAAUAUUUUAUUGAUGAUAAUUUAUAAAAUUUACAGUACAUGUACAGUUACAAUACUUUUGAUUGAACAAAAUGAAUGUGACAGUUUGAUUUAAAUAAAAUUUUGCCAUGUACUUGUAUGGGAAUUGUUACAUUUUGUCAAUAAAAACUUUAGAAAUGAUCUCAUCUUUUUUGUACAGUACCCGGUACUUGGUUAAAUUUUUUCUUACAAGUAACUUUUUUAUAAAAUGUUUGGUAUCUUAAAUUUCCAGUUUUAAUAUUUUUAUUUAUCCCACAAGAAUCAUUAAACUUUAUAUUGUUGGAACUGAAUAUUGUUUCUUUAUAGAACAAGGAGAAGUUAUAAAUCACAAAGUAACUUUGGCAGUAAACCCUGAAAUUUGAAUUUUUUGUGAUACCGGUAUAUAAAAUGUUCA
Lymnaea stagnalis (great pond snail) is the source of this 11936-nucleotide messenger RNA. The record is from the annotation of a GenBank genome assembly. NCBI's taxonomy places the organism in Eukaryota, Metazoa, Mollusca, Gastropoda, Lymnaeidae.